This is a messenger RNA of Budorcas taxicolor (takin), 1269 nucleotides long. It is a transcript of the gene SYT1, whose product is annotated as synaptotagmin 1. Bases 1 to 1269 code for a protein of 422 amino acids. Gene Ontology annotation, molecular function: calcium-dependent phospholipid binding; phosphatidylserine binding; calcium ion binding. The transcript is spliced from 8 exons. Gene Ontology annotation, biological process: cellular response to calcium ion; regulation of dopamine secretion; calcium ion-regulated exocytosis of neurotransmitter. The record is from RefSeq and is a predicted model, not a curated record. Gene Ontology annotation, cellular component: dense core granule; axon; synaptic vesicle membrane. NCBI's taxonomy places the organism in Eukaryota, Metazoa, Chordata, Mammalia, Artiodactyla, Bovidae.
AUGGUGAGCGAGAGUCAUCACGAGGCGCUGGCAGCCCCACCAGUCACCACUGCGGCGACGGUCCUGCCACACAACGCCACAGAGCCAGCCAGUCCCGGGGAAGGGAAGGAGGAUGCCUUCUCCAAGCUGAAGGAGAAGUUUAUGAAUGAGCUGCAUAAAAUUCCAUUGCCACCGUGGGCCUUAAUUGCCAUAGCCAUAGUUGCGGUCCUUUUAGUCCUGACCUGCUGCUUUUGUAUCUGUAAGAAAUGCUUGUUCAAAAAGAAAAACAAGAAGAAGGGGAAGGAAAAGGGAGGGAAGAAUGCCAUUAACAUGAAAGAUGUGAAAGAUCUGGGGAAGACCAUGAAAGAUCAGGCCCUGAAGGAUGAUGAUGCUGAAACCGGAUUGACUGAUGGUGAAGAGAAAGAAGAACCCAAAGAAGAGGAGAAACUGGGAAAACUUCAAUACUCACUGGAUUAUGAUUUCCAGAAUAACCAGCUCCUGGUAGGAAUCAUCCAGGCUGCCGAGCUGCCUGCCUUGGACAUGGGGGGCACCUCUGAUCCCUAUGUGAAGGUUUUUCUGCUGCCCGAUAAAAAGAAGAAAUUUGAGACAAAAGUCCACCGAAAGACCCUUAAUCCUGUCUUCAACGAGCAGUUUACUUUCAAGGUGCCAUAUUCGGAAUUGGGUGGCAAAACUCUGGUGAUGGCUGUCUAUGACUUUGAUCGCUUCUCUAAGCAUGACAUCAUCGGGGAAUUUAAAGUCCCCAUGAACACGGUGGAUUUUGGUCACGUAACUGAGGAGUGGCGUGAUCUGCAAAGUGCAGAGAAGGAAGAGCAAGAGAAAUUGGGUGAUAUCUGCUUCUCCCUUCGCUAUGUACCUACUGCUGGCAAGCUGACUGUUGUCAUUCUGGAAGCAAAGAACCUGAAGAAGAUGGAUGUGGGUGGCUUGUCUGAUCCUUAUGUGAAGAUUCAUCUGAUGCAGAAUGGCAAGAGGCUGAAGAAGAAAAAGACAACAAUUAAAAAGAAUACACUUAACCCCUACUACAAUGAGUCAUUCAGCUUUGAAGUACCCUUUGAGCAAAUCCAGAAAGUGCAAGUGGUGGUAACUGUUUUGGACUAUGACAAGAUUGGCAAAAACGAUGCCAUCGGCAAAGUGUUCGUGGGCUACAACAGCACUGGGGCGGAGCUGCGACACUGGUCAGACAUGCUGGCCAACCCCCGGCGCCCCAUCGCCCAGUGGCACACCCUGCAGGUGGAGGAGGAGGUGGACGCCAUGCUGGCAGUCAAGAAGUAA